UUCAGAGACAGAUGAGAGGACCACAGCAGCGUCAGGGGAGCAGCUGGUGAGGGGCAUCCAGAAGCUGCCCAUGUCUGCCUGUUUUCCUGUCUUGGGUACACACUUGUUUUCCAGUGCAAAGUAACACUUCAGAGACAGGUGAGAGGAGUACAGCAGCAUCAGGGGAGCAGCCGGUGAAGGGCACACUGAAGCUCCCCAGUUCUGUUUUCCUCUCUUGGGCACACAUUUGUUUUCCAUGGCACAAGUUCUUAACAGUGGCAAUUCAAUACUUUUUAGACCCUUUCUCUUUCAAAGUGCCCUUAUCUACGACUGUUCUACAGAGAGAUCUUCAUUUGGAGAGCCUUUAAGUAGGACAGGACCUCACCUACGUCGUGGGAGCCCACAUGACAAAGAUUAAAAGGACAAGUGUCAGCAUAUUGUGCGCAUUCCUCAACGUGGCAACAAAGAGACCCAUACCUGAAAAAUAGCAUUUCAUAGGAAAUAUUUCAUCAGUCCUUGUCACCCUUUUGUAAGUCACAGUCAAGUGAUGUGUUUUUCGCGCAACCUGACGGAUUUUUUAAAGGAUAAGCCUACACUUUUGACCUCACCUAAAUAAGCACUUUGCUCACUCUGCACCUCAUCUCUUCUGGAGGCAAAGGAAGACGAGGGCAUAAAAAUCAACAGGAAUGGGACAGAGGCUACUGGUACCCCCGCAGAGGUAGCCCUGACCCACAUGAUGCUCGCCAGCUCUUGGGAGCUGCCACGGGGCCACCGUGAUAGAUUGGAGGAGGUGGCUACAGCGAUCUGGGCUACCACUAGCCCAGUGGGAACGAGCAGUGGGUUAAACAGCAGUGGGUCAGGUGGACCACAGUGUGGUGGGGAGCACAAUGGCAGCGGUCUCAGUUUAGUGGGAGAAGUAUUAAUUGGGCUGGUGUUGACCCUGAUCACGGCGGGGACGGUGAUGGGUAACUCUUUGGUUAUCAUCUCUGUAAGUGUGGUGAAGAAGCUGCGUCAGCCGUCCAACUAUCUGCUCGUGUCGCUGGCCGUGGCUGAUCUCUCGGUAGCACUGGCCGUCAUGCCUUUCGUGAUUGUCACUGAUCUAACCGGAGGCAAAUGGCUCUUCGGACAGGUCUUCUGCACGCUCUUCAUUGCCAUGGAUGUCAUGUGCUGCACUGCUUCCAUCAUGACCCUUUGUGUAAUCAGCGUGGACAGGUAUCUGGGGAUUACAAGGCCUUUGACUUAUCCAGCCAGACAGAGUGGACUGUUGACAGCCAAAAUGAUUAUAGGCGUCUGGCUUGCAUCAGCCUCUAUCACGCUCCCCCCGCUGUUCGGCUGGGCCCAGAAUGUGAAUGGGAAUGGUGUUUGCCUUAUUAGCCAGGACAUUGGUUACACCAUCUACUCCACGGCUGUUGCUUUCUACAUCCCAAUGGCUGUUAUGCUCAUUAUGUACUACAAGAUCUUCAAGGCGGCCCGCAAGAGUGCAGCUAAACACAAGUUCACAGGCUUUCCCCGCCCAAAAGACCUGGAAACCAUUGCCAACGAAGAAUUCAAAAUGCAUGGGAUGAAGCCCUCCAACUUAUCAGAAGACUGUGCUUCAUUUUCAAGACUACUGAGCAGUGAGCGCAAAAAUAUUUCUAUUUUCAAACGGGAACAGAAAGCUGCAACCACCUUGGGCGUCAUUCUUGGUGUCUUCAGUUUUUGUUGGUUGCCAUUCUUCAUCCUGUCCACUGCCAGACCUUUUAUUUGUGGCAUUCAUUGCAGCUGCAUCCCCAUCUGGCUGGAGAGGAUGUUAUUGUGGCUGGGGUAUGCUAAUUCUUUCAUGAACCCAUUCAUUUAUGCCUUCUUCAAUCGAGACCUUCGGAAAACUUACAAGGAUCUGCUACGAUGCCGUUAUCGAAACAUCAACAGGCGUCUUUCUGCAUUCGGAGUGCAUGAAGCACUUCGUGCAUGAAAGGUAAAGCCUUUUGUAUAUAAUGCAACUCUGUUCAUUGCUAAAUCUGCAGGAACUGUAGACAGUUAUAAAACAAGCCUAAAAUGUUCACUGGCAAGUUUUUUUUUCCAUCUUCCAUGAAGAUUGGAGAUAAAAGUUUCUGACAGCAUCCCUUGUUUCGUUAUUGUAAAUAUACGCUCUGUUACAGAAGUAAUGACUGGAAACAGUGGCCAAAAGAAGGAUACAAAUAUUUUUGUCAAAUAAAGAAUAUAUUAUAGUAGUUUUUCAGUAGUGUUUUAGCCUGCAGAACUUUGAAAUUUGGUGUUAUAUAAGACUUAAAUGUGCCCAACCUGCCUGCAUAAAAUUAUUUUGCUGCUAUAAGUCAAGACAAAAAAUGUUACAAAUCAGAAUUGUUCUUUGCUAAUGAAAAGUAUUGUAAAUACAGGCAGUAUGGCAAUGCAGAGUGGAAUAAUAGAUGCUGAUCAUAGUUGCCUGCAAAAUCAGAUGUGGAAAUGAACAUAAAAUGUUAUCACUCCCAGCAUUAGACCCUCACCUAUUUAUCUAACUUGCUACCAGUUUCCUUAAUUUUUCUUGUCUCACUUUUAUUAUAUCCACGGAAUUAUUCUGUCAUUAAGUAUCCUGUAGAGAAUACAGAAUGCUGUCCAAAGGUGUGCAGUUUAGCAUUCAAAGCAUAUGAUAAUGAAAAGAGAAAGAAUUGUUUAAUUAUUUUACACCAAAACGUUGCUUCGAUGGCAGAAUUGUGCAGAUAACUGUGCUUCAGUGCAGUUUGUCAGAAGCAGGAAAUUAUUUUUUAGAUGAAUUUCCCCCUCAGCCUUUCGGUCAUCCUACUUUCCUUAACAGUCAGAAGUACCAGUAUCCACUAGGAUAACAGUCAUCUGGAAGGGCUGCCAUCCAGGCAGACAUGAAGGAGUUUGUGCUCGCUCUGUCAUCUUGCUAAUAACAUUUUGUGUGAUUCUCUAAUGAGGCUAUCACUUUGUGUAAUUCCCUAACGAGGCUAUCCAAAAGACUGAUGCAACUCACAAUGCCUUCUCUAACUGCACAUUCCAGGGCACUCACUGAGGGAUACCACUAGGCAGUGACUUGAUGAACCAUAAGCCCAUCACCAGCAUGUCUACUACCGCAUCGACCUGCUCUGAUGGUUUGUUGCCAUGUAUGUUAAGCUCUACUCCACCCUACACCCAGAAUUAUCACGGACAUCAUUCCUUGACAGUGUUGUCACAUGCCUAGACUUGUAAUUGAACUUGUGUCACCUGGGAUGUAGUCCCAGCUUUAUCCCUCUAAGUCACUGCACUGGCCAGUAAUAGGAACUGAUUGUGGGUGACAAGAACUCAGUGAUUUAAAUUGCCCAACUUCAUUUUGCAGGGACUUGCUUUACUGAUGGGGAAGUGUGGGUAAAAUAUUGGUAAGCUCUUCUGCUCUCUCCUGGUGAGUACAAUGACAUUUUAUUUGUGCUUAGAGAAGGACUAGACAUGUGGAUAAGACAGUUUGCAUUACCAAUCCAUUGCAAAGAUGUAUUGUCAGCUGCAGGUAUUACAGUUUGCAGCUGCUGUUUACCAAAGUCUCAAAUAAUCUGAUCUUCGAGGUAGCAGCAAACAAAGUAAUUCUUCAGGUGAACACCAUGAAGUUUGUUGAAGCCUCCUUGUCCAAAGUCUGAUGGAUGACUGGGUGAUCAUGGUAUAACUUCUAGAAAGGCAUGUACAGCUCAUAGUGAUUUGUAUUAGAGAGAUGCAGGUAGUUUAGCUCUUCACAAAUGGGGCAAGUAAAAAAGUGCAUUUUUGGGAUACUAAUUCUUAUUCAUCAGAAUCUGCUUCGCCUACCUAGAGUGCAAUCAAUAACACGUCUUUCACCAUGCAAUUAUCUUAGCUGGAAUUCUUCAACCAGAUAUCUCCUCAGGCUUGCUUGUGAAUAGUCAUUGUUAGUUUUUAUAAUUUGUGUAAAACUAGUAAAAAUAAAAUACAUGGAUCCCCUUAUAGGAUUGAUAUUACAAAAUCCUGACAUUAUGGAAUAUUUUUUCUCUAUUAUUUAUAUUGAUUUAAAAAAAGAUCCCAUAAAUAUGAGGUGAUAGGGAAAUAAAUAAUUUACAACUUGGGUAUCAGAGAGAAAAAAACAUGCCAUAUAAUAAUAAGUUAACAUUCUUCUUAUAAACACUGUACUAGCCAUUUGCAAAAACAGUAUCAGUAAAUCCCACAUUUUCAUUAUUCAUACACCUAAGCCUCCCAACAGUAUUUCUGUAGUUGAAAAUAAGAGUGUUCCUCCCAUAAACCAGAACUGAUAACUCAGUAUUAUUUAUUACCCUUACCCUUAUACUAUGAGGGUACAAAACAUCCAUGGGGGCUAAACCUAACUCCAUUCCUCUCCAAAAUACUGCUGCAUAACCCUAACAAAUCCUCUAGAACAAUCCAGAGACCUAUCUCUGUCACUACAAAAACCCACCAUCAUGUUUCCAGGUACCUAUUAACAAUGGCAAGCACCCCCACCAACUGCUUAACUUAAAUCCAUAGUUCUCAGCUCUCAGAUUUUCACCUCAUACAAUUAGUGCUUUUCUGGCAAAUCACUGAGGAUUCACUAAACAAGGACAUACAUUUGAGUUUCAGUCUUCAUAUCCUUCA
Messenger RNA from Protopterus annectens (West African lungfish), 4539 nucleotides. RefSeq names its product 5-hydroxytryptamine receptor 7-like. NCBI's taxonomy places the organism in Eukaryota, Metazoa, Chordata, Ceratodontiformes, Protopteridae. Gene Ontology annotation, cellular component: plasma membrane; dendrite. Bases 713 to 1930 code for a protein of 405 amino acids. The transcript has 2 exons. Gene Ontology annotation, biological process: smooth muscle contraction; G protein-coupled receptor signaling pathway, coupled to cyclic nucleotide second messenger; chemical synaptic transmission. The record is from RefSeq and is a predicted model, not a curated record. Gene Ontology annotation, molecular function: neurotransmitter receptor activity; G protein-coupled serotonin receptor activity.